Molecule: messenger RNA, 390 nt
Organism: Saccostrea cuccullata (small rock oyster)
Lineage: Eukaryota; Metazoa; Mollusca; Bivalvia; Ostreida; Ostreidae
Product: synaptic vesicular amine transporter-like
Exons: 2
Source: RefSeq, a predicted model, not a curated record
AUGACCAUGAAGGAGGUAGUCUCUCGUAGUAAGGUGUCGGGAUGCAUCAACAGAUGUCGCCAGUCUCGCUACCUCCUUGUCGUCAUCGUUUUCAUCGCACUUUUCUUAGACAGCAUGCUCCUUUCCGUUGUCGUGCCCAUCAUACCAAAUUUCCUGAGGAAACUGGAGAGUCCUUACGAAUAUAUGAAUAAAACAGUGAACAAAACUGCCCUAAUUACCACGUGUGUUCCUAUGAAUGUGACGUCACAAUCAAAUAUCCAAAGACUAGUCAGUACCUACAACAAGAGGUUUAGCUAUGCAGAGAGUCAGAACAGAAAGGACUGCGUUAACCAGACAAUGAACGAAACAAUUCAAGAUGUGGAUGAAAUUCAAAUUAAGACUCGACGACAU